AUGCCUCUGGUGUUCUUGUGCCAUUUUGCUGGUCUCGAUCUUAAGGAGAGCAGCAGCGAGAUAGCCUUGAGGGAUGCCAAGUUUGCAGUGAACCUCAGCUUUGGAGAAGCCGCAGUGCAGCUGCAGAUGACCCGAGAGGACGUCAUUGCUCUCACAAUCGAUGGACUCGCACAAAUCUGGAAGACGCUGGUCCAAAAGAUGGGCUUGAAUCUGGACAUGAUGGGUGCAGCUCCCACAUACAGCUGUGUACACCAACGACGAGUAGAGAAGCUGGUGCACGAGGCUAUAGCAUUCAUGUGGGCGUUGGUGGACUACAACCAACAAAUGCUGAGCGCCAUCACCACCAUCAAUGUGGAAGCCCCCGCCAAAGCGCAGCCCUUCCACCCCAGCAAGCCCAGAGAUUGGCCCGCCAUCCUGGCGCGCAUGCAGCUGAGUGAUGGGCAGGUGCGGCAGCUGCUGAGAGGCAGGCGGACACUCGUGCGCGAAGUGGGCGCCCUCAUAGCCCAGUGGGACCAGCUCUGGACCCAGCUGCAGAGCAUCAAGGAUGUUGAUGAGGGGCCUGGCUCCCCGCGGGUUGCAAACCUGACAGAGCAGCUGCGCGCGAACGUGCACGCGCUGUUCACCUGCCGAGCCUUCUACCUCUCCUGGGUCUACAAUCGGGUCUUCUCCCCUGUGCAGACGGCGCGGUACCUCACAGCUUCGUAUCCGAUUGGCCCAGACACCCUCUCCCUGCUCACCUGCCUGGCACAGCGGUACGACGAGCCCUCCACCACCGAGCUCAUGCGCGUGGCACGCCCCGGGACGGCCGCCGGCGCCGAUUUGCGCGCGCCCCUCUGCGGCAGUUCUGCGACGGUGUUCGGUGGCGGGGGCGGUUCUACAGCAGCGUUUGGUGCCGGUGGGGCCAGUUCUACCGUGGUGUUCCCUGUCAUGGACAGUUCUGCAGCGGCGUGCGGCGGCGGGUACAGUUCUAGCGCGGCGUCCGGCGGCCCAGGGGAUUGGCGCCAAGCGCUGGAGAAACAGCAGGCGACCGAGCGUCAGCUACUUGAGUUGUCCGAGAAGGCCGCAGCAUUGGAGUUGGAGAGGGAUCAGCUGCAGCGGGCCGUAGAAACUGCCACCAGUGACUCGCAGGUCAGCUGUACCAGUGGGAAGUCAGGCGAUGAGAAACCCGCUGUGAGCUUUUGUUUUGGGGAAGCUACCACGCAGCUGCAGCUGACCCACGCAGACAUCAGGUCACUCACAGUUGAGGCCAUGGCUGACAUCUGGAAGACGGUUGUGCACAAGCUGACCUCCUGCCUUGCCAAGAUGGAUGCUGCUCCCAAGGACAAGCGCUGCCAGUCGCGCAUAGAGGAGAUGAUGUACGAGGCGCACUUAUUCCUGUGGGCUUUGGUGCACCACAAACCGAGCCUGCUGCGAGCUUUGGGCUCAUGCAACAUGGAGGACCCGACUGGAAAGAUGUCCAGCAACGGCAGAAACUGGCCCGCUAUCCUGGCGCGCAUGCAGCUGAGUGAGAAGCAGGAAGAGCAGCUGGUGGCUGUCAGGCGGACGCUGCUGCGCGAAGUUGGGGCGCUCAUCUCGGAAUGGGACCAGCUCUGGGCAGAGCUGCAGAGUAUCAAGCAUUUGGAGCAGAAGGCAGAGGGCUCUCUGGGCCAGUAUUCACACUAUGCUGGGCUGACAGAGCGGCUGCGAGUGAAUGUGAUGUCAGCGGUGCAGGCUGCGAGGUACAUGACGGCUUGCUAUCCCAUGGGCCCAGACACGCUCUGCCUCAUGACCUGCCUCGCCCAGCAAGCCAACGAGCCUGCGACUGGAGAACUGAUGUGCGCCGCACGCCCCCGGACGGCCGCCCCGGGUGAUGAGGAGCCGGCUGUGGCCUUCUGCUUUGGAGAAGCUGCCCUGCAGCUGCUGCUGACCAAAGGGGAAGUCAGGGCCCUGACAGUUGAGACAAUGGCAGAGAUCUGGAAGAGGCUGGUGCAGCGGAUGGCUCUGAGCCUUGACAAUAUGGACGCUACACCCAGGGAUACUCGCCUCCUGCAUUUUGUCAAGGACAUUGUGCAUGAGGCGAUUGCAUUCCUGUGGGCUCUGGUGCUGUACAAGCCGAGCCUUCUGCGAGUGAUCAACACUUGCAACAUGGAGGCUCCCACUGCAAAGCAGACCUGCGCCACAAGAGACUGGCCAGCAAUCCUGGCACGCAUGCAGCUGACUGAGGCACAAGCACAGCAGCUGCUGGCAGUCAGGCGGGCACUGCUGAAUGAAGUGGGGGCGCUCAUCGCCGAGUGGGAUCGCCAGUGGGCCGAGCUGCAGAGCGUGAAGCAUUUGGAGGAGAUGUCCGAAGAUGCAGUGAGUGACAGCGCAGACUCAGCGCGAGUCAGCGAGCAGCUGCCGGGCAGCGGGAGCUCGCUCAACGCCUGCAGGGCCUUUGCCAAGUCAACAGAUGGCAAUUCUCUGGAAACCACCCUCCUCAUGAGCUACAAGGUGCUGUCACCGGUGCAGCUUGCGCGCUACCUGGUCGGAUCAUAUCCCAUGGGCCCAGACACACUCUCCCUCAUGACCUGCCUCGCCCAGCAAGCCAACGAGCCGGCGACAAAAGAUCUCAUGCGCGCCGCACGCCCCCCGACGGAUGUUGGGCCCCAAGACAUGGAUUGCAGCGGCCUGGAAGACUUCUUUGAUCCCUUCUAUUCUGCGCUCGACUGGUGCUUCUCCUGCAACAACGGCGGCAGCAGCACGUGCAGCAUGACCGGCCUCGGGUGACCCUGGGAGUCUCAAGAUUCAUUCGAUAUUAAAUAAAUUGGGUGUGAUUUUGGGGAUUUUUUGAGCUGCCACAAGACAAGGUGCUUGGCGGGUGGCCAGGGUAUAGUUAGCUGCUGUCCAAUUAGGGUGCGUUUAAUUCUUUAAGACUGUCCUGAAUUCAGGCUGAGCAAGCUAGCCAAUUGGCAGCUGAGCACAAACUUUUUGUGAUACUUAUACUGCAGGCACACAUUCUUUCAACGCAAAAGAAGGACCUUGCAAUUCAGCAAGCAUUGAUUUUAUGCAAAGGAAAAAAAAAUAAGGCAAGGCCAGUAC
This is a messenger RNA of Coccomyxa subellipsoidea C-169, 3057 nucleotides long. RefSeq lists its product as hypothetical. The coding region runs from base 1 to 2745 and encodes 914 amino acids. The record is from RefSeq and is a predicted model, not a curated record. NCBI's taxonomy places the organism in Eukaryota, Viridiplantae, Chlorophyta, Trebouxiophyceae, Coccomyxaceae. The transcript is spliced from 20 exons.